CAGUUGCUACACUUGUCAAAAUUGAAGUCGAAAAAAGCCACAAAUCUCUAUAGUAUCCCUUGUUUUUAGAAACUCGACAGCACAAAAUUCGAACACAAAAAGCCCCUCAAUAUAAGUACAUUCGAAAUUAUUGUGUUUAUAUCGCGUACAGACGUGUCGCCAUUCUGAGUUCUGAUUUCCGGACCCCAUAGAUCGCAUAUGUAAAAUGGACAGAAAGCCCUCAAGUCACCGCCCCCAUUAUCAGCACCAGCAUUACAGUAGCAAUAUUGAACAUAAGACGCCGGAGCAACCGCAUUACUAUCCUUUGAAAACGGAUACCCAGCCGGCGAAUAAGGGGAGCGGUUGUGUCUCUCCGGAAUCGGUCCAAUCCUCUCGCCUGCCCCAUAAUCCCCAGGACCCCGGUCAGGCCUAUGUUCAGCAGUACUUCCAGAGCCGGCAAGCCAUGAUAACCACUGCAUCGGUCCCUCAAAGGCGACAAUAUCAACAGCAACAGCAGGCCAUGCAAAUCAACGAGAGACUGGCCGAAAUCGAUCGCCGGAACGCCAUCAAGAAGCUCUCGGAGAUGCGCAUGCAGAAGAACAUGCAAACCGUUGACAAGAACAUGGAGGCGCUGAAGGAGCUGCACGCCAGCAUACCGGCAAUCAACAAGAUCUUCGAUGUCCAGUGCCGCAUCGGAAGCGGCACGUUCAGCACCGUGUUGCUGGGAACCCUCCAGGGCGAACGGUGUCUGCUGGAGACGCAGCGCCGGAGGUUUGCCAUCAAGCACCACAAUCCCACCAGCCACCCGGAGCGAAUACUGCGGGAGUUGGAGUGCAUGGUGCGCAUCGGGGGCGUGGACAAUGUUAUUGGCAUUAACUGCUGCAUUCGGUGCAAUGACAAUGUGGCCUUUGUCAUGCCCUACAUGACCCACGAUCGGUUCCACGACAUCUACAAGCUGUUGAGCGUCCAGGAGGUCCGCGAGUACAUGAGGAACUUGCUGAUCGCCCUGCGACACGUCCACAGGUUCAACGUCAUCCAUCGGGACGUGAAGCCGAGCAAUAUUCUGUUUAAUCGCCGCACCGGCAAGUUUCUGCUAUGCGAUUUUGGCUUGGCCCAGAGGAUCGCCGAAGACGGCUCGGUAAUCCAGGCGAGUGACUUUGGGGCCUUUUCCUUCCUUCGAGACAAGGAUGCGGUGAAGAACGUAAUGUUGCAGGACGGCAAUUCGGCUCAGGCUGAGGCGGAGGAUUACAUGGCGAAUCGUAAGAUGAGGGCUCUGGGCGGCGGCGGCGGCGUGGAUCAUCCGCUGAAGGGGCCACCUAGUUUCCUGAAAUUCCGGGAGCCGCUGACCAAGAAGGACAUGGCCAACCAGAAGGCGGAUACGCUCAAGUUACUCAAUCGCUUACGAUUCAUGAGCCCCCAGACCAAUCCCGACAACUAUGUGGUGCCCUCAGUGUCGGUGAAGAAGGAGAUGCACGCCUCGCGGGCAGGCACACCAGGGUACAGGCCACCCGAGGUCCUGCUGAGACAUCCACAUCAGACCACCGCCGUGGAUGUGUGGGCCUCGGGGGUUAUAAUGAUAUCGAUGCUCUCGGCUAUGCAUCCGUUUUUUAAGGCUCCCAACGACUGCAGCGCCCUGGCGGAAAUUAUGAACCUUGUCGGCGAUAUUUCGGUGCGAAAGGUGGCCUUCAUGAUGGAUCGCUUGGUUUUGCUUACGCAGAAGCGGAAUCCUCUGGACUUGAGGCGUGUCUGCAUGCGACUCCGCUACGCUGAGCACUUCCUGGCGCCAGAGAUGCAGCGGCGGCAUCGAAGGGCCGAUGGCAGCACCGAGAUGUGCCGGGGCUGCGAUCAGCCGACCUUCAACUGUCUCUGCCGGAACAGCGCUCACAAGCUGGAGUCGUACGAUGGACUGGACAUGUUUCCCUCGAAUGCCUAUGACCUGCUCUCCCGCCUGCUGGAGGUCAAUCCCGAGAAGCGGAUCACAGCCGAGGAGGCGCUGAAGCAUCCGUUCUUCAGCGACCAGCAGAGAAUCGCCUCGGGCGUCCCGCUGCAUCAGCAGCACCAGUUGGUGGCCAGGGACUCGAUGCCUGCGACGGCAGCCAGGACCCUCAAGCCCUUCGUAUCGUAUCCCGUGGAGCUGGCCUCCGCAACCAAUAUCUGAUUCGUUUGUAUUUAUUAUACGCAUUCCCUUGGCUUCCUUUCAUUUAUAUUUCAUUUAAGUAAAAAACCAAAAACAGGGAGAGCAACGCCUUGGCCUCUAAUUGAAUUGUGCAGACAAGAACAAGGACCAGAUAAUUCCUAUAACAAAAGGUGAAAAUAUUCACAACAAAUUUGCAUCGAAAAUAUAAUGCCAAUUUACGUUA
Messenger RNA from Drosophila kikkawai, 2339 nucleotides. RefSeq names its product cell division cycle 7-related protein kinase. Gene Ontology annotation, biological process: protein phosphorylation; mitotic DNA damage checkpoint signaling. Gene Ontology annotation, cellular component: nucleus. Gene Ontology annotation, molecular function: ATP binding; protein serine/threonine kinase activity. Lineage: Eukaryota; Metazoa; Arthropoda; Insecta; Diptera; Drosophilidae. The record is from RefSeq and is a predicted model, not a curated record.